Messenger RNA from Micromonas commoda, 1263 nucleotides. RefSeq lists its product with no specific name. Lineage: Eukaryota; Viridiplantae; Chlorophyta; Mamiellophyceae; Mamiellales; Mamiellaceae. The transcript has a single exon. The coding region runs from base 1 to 1260 and encodes 419 amino acids. The record is from RefSeq and is a predicted model, not a curated record.
AUGGCGGCCAUCGCGCCCGUCGCGGCGGUUCCCGCGCGGGGUCUCCCCCGUCGCGCGUCCUCGCGCGCGUCCGCGGUUCCCGCGGGCGGCGUCCGUCUCGCCCCGCCCCACCCCCGGACCUCAUCCCUCCGCGAUCGCGGAGGAACGCGUUAUCCGUCGUACGACGACGUGCGCCGGUCGGUCCGAACGAUGCGGUUCGCGGCGGCUUCCGACGCCCCCACCCCCCCCGACGCCGCCGCCGACCCCGCCCCAACCCCCGCGCGCCUGGACCUCGAGGGCGACGAGCUCGUCCUCGUCGUCGGCGGCGCCGGGCGCGUCGGCGCGCGCGUGGUCCGGAGGCUGGCAUCCGCGGGCGCGAGAUGCCGCGUGCUCACCCGCGACCCGUCCUCGAAGGCGGCCACCGCGCUUCGCGACGCGUGCCCGCCCGGAACCGUGGAGCUCGCGCGAGGGGACGUCACGGAACCCGGGACGAACGGCGACGCCGCGCUCGCCGCCGCCCUCGUCGGAUGCACCCACGUCGUCGCGUGCUUCGGCGCGCAGAGGAUCAGCAAGAUCGGAGACAUCCUCGGGCUCGGAGCGCCGGAGACGAACGACGUCACGCAUCCGGCGGCGGUCAACUUUCGGGGCGUCGCGAGACUCGCGACCGCCGCCGCCGACGCCGGAACCGUCCGGCGCUUCGUCCGCGUCACCGGCAUGUCCGUGGGGUAUCACCCGGCGGACCCGAUCGCCGUCCUCCUCAACGCGGUGCUCUCGAUGACGAUCAAGUGGCAGCUGAGAGGCGAACGAGCCGUGCGCGCGUGCGGCGUGCCGUACACCGUCGUGCGCCCGGGUAACCUGCUGGACACCCCGAGGCCCCCCGGAAGCGUGGUUCUGGUGGGGCACGGCGACGCGAAGGUCCCGGCGGGCAAGGUGAGCCGCGACGACGUCGCCGAGGUCAUCUCCGUCGCGACGUUUGCCAAAAAUUGCCAAAACGCAACCGUGGGAGUCGCGGGCGCGCCGGCGCCGACGGGCGGGAUCGCGUCGCAGAUGGCGUGGGACCCCGCGCGGGGGAUGCACUACGUCGCGAUGGAGCACGAGGAGUGCGUGAGGGAGGGUGUCGACGUAGCGGCGAUGCUGGAAGGCGUCGAGGCGGACGUCGGCGAGCUGCGGGAGCGGCGACAUUUUCCUUUCGUAGCCGCGUUCGUCGCGGCGCUGUUCGGGGCGGCGACGCUGGCGACGGCGGGGCUCGUCGCGGCGGCGCGCGCGCUGUUGAAGCUGUGAUGA